Messenger RNA from Mollisia scopiformis, 1491 nucleotides. RefSeq names its product N-acetylglucosaminyltransferase-like protein. The record is from RefSeq and is a predicted model, not a curated record. The transcript is spliced from 3 exons. Bases 1 to 1491 code for a protein of 496 amino acids. Lineage: Eukaryota; Fungi; Ascomycota; Leotiomycetes; Helotiales; Mollisiaceae.
AUGAGCAUCUUCGAUGAUGCGUUAGAGCCUAUAACAAAGCAAUCACGCUUUCAACACCUCCUGACCAGCUUUCAACGAUCGCUUGUGGAUGUUUCUGCAUUUAUUACAGAAUGGACACCAUUCCUGCUCGUUGCUUCAUAUUACUGGUUUUCUAUCUGUCUUUACAUUUUAUUUCCACCUUGGAUUAUGGCCAUAUUCUGGUACAUCUACAUGAUCUCAAAUUUCUACAUCGCCAGUUCGACCGUGCUGGAAGCAUUCAUGAGCCUUGCACCUAUUCGAGAUGCGAGGAAGACCAUCAGCAAAGCUCAGGCGAACGAGUGGAGAUUCCCUACGCCGGACAGCGAUCUGCCUAUCCUCGACUUGCUCAUUGUAGCCUACCUACCCAACGAGAAAGACAUCAUCAUGGACCGAGCUCUUUACGCUCUCGAAAAAAUUGCCUACCCUCAACAUCUCAUCAGAAUCAACAUUCUUUACAACACCCCACGGUCUAUAGAGCCUUUGGAAUCACAACUCCAUGACUUGACUAAAAAGUACUCUCACGCCAGAGUCAUCAAAGUCCCUGGCUCAACAUCGAAAGCGGACAACUUGAAUUACUUCUUUUCAUUGGACACCGGAUCAGACAUCAUCGCCAUCUUCGACUGCGAUCACUAUCCUCAUCCCAAUAAUCCUCGAUGGGCCGCUGAACGCUUCAUGUCGGAUUCUGCAAUCGACAUCGUGCAGGGACGCUGUGUGAUCUUCAACGCCCCUGCUUCGUUGCUUGCAGCUAUGAUCUCGGUGGAAUUCGACAAGAUCUAUGCUGUAUCGCAUCCCGGAAGAUCAUCAAUGUGGGGGUUCGGCCUUUUCUGUGGCAGCAACGGGUUCUGGAGAACAUCACUUCUACGCCGCUUGAAGAUGGAUGGCUCCAUGCUUACAGAGGACAUAGACUCUGCACUAAGAGCUGUGUCUGAAGGCGCCAAGACCGUUCAUGACAUGAACGUCGUUUCAUAUGAGCUUGCUCCCACCCAAUGGCCAGCCUUCUGGAAGCAGCGCCUUCGAUGGGCUCAGGGGUGGGCGCAAGCAAGCUCUCGCCAUCUGAUUAUGUCUUUCACCAAACCAGCCGAAGGCGUACGCAAGCGUGAAUUCCGAACACGGUUUGGACUCUUCUCUUUGCUCCUGAUCAGAGAGUGGUCUUACUAUCUCGUGACCCAGUAUACCUGUCUCGUUGUUAGUAUGGUUAUCACGGACUUCCCCAAGACCGCUGGACAACUUGCUCGCCUCAUUUUCUUCCAAUUUCCUUUAUCAGAAUGGUUUUUCAUCAUAAGUUUGCUUUGCCUCAUUGCCACUCUUUACAUUACCAACAGAGUGAGAUCUGAAUUUGUCGAGAGAUGGAUGAUCGUCGCCUUUUCAGUCAUUUACCCGUUCUACUUAGUCCUUGCGGCUACAAUUGGUCUUUACGGACAUGCUCGAGCUGUCACAAAGUACUCUGCCUGGAAUCCAACUGCUCGAACUUGA